This is a messenger RNA of Cuscuta campestris, 1363 nucleotides long. The record is from the annotation of a GenBank genome assembly. Lineage: Eukaryota; Viridiplantae; Streptophyta; Magnoliopsida; Solanales; Convolvulaceae.
AAUAUAAUUCAGCCUAAAAUUAACUAAAUAAUUUGUAGAUUUUUGAAUUGGUGAAAACCCAGACUAGAGAGAUUCAUAAGAACAAUUUUUAUUUUAUUUUAUUUUAUUUUUAUAAAUGAAGAUUGAGAAAAAUGGUGGAGGGACAUGGAGGGUUCAAAGGGCAGAUGGUCCUGCAAAUAUAUUGGCCAUUGGGACAGCCACCCCCUCUCAUUGGGUUGAUCAGAGUGAGUACCCGGACUUCUAUUUUCGGGUCACAAAUAGUGAACACUUGGAGGAUCUCAAGGACAAAUUUAGGCGCAUUUGUGGGAGAACUAUGAUUAAGAAAAGACAUAUGUUAUUAACCGAAGAAAUCUUAAAGGAGAAUCCAAAUUUGUGUACAUUUAGUGAACCAUCUUUAAACAUUAGGCAAGACAUCUUGAUCUCAGAGAUUCCAAAACUGGGAAAAGAAGCAGCCUUGAAUGCUAUAGUAGAGUGGGGUGAGUCCAGAACUAAGAUCACCCAUCUAAUCUUCUGUACUAGAAGUGGGCUGGACAUGCCCGGCGCAGAUUAUCAACUCAUCAAGCUUUUGGGCCUCAGCCCAACAACUCAACGGUUCAUGAUGUACCAACAAGGUUGCUUCGCCGGUGGCACCGUGCUUCGCCUCGCCAAGGACAUCGCCGAGAAUAAUAAAGACUCUCGUAUUCUCGCAGUUUGCACUGAGAGCUCGGCAAUCGGGUUUCGUGGGCCAAGCCCAGAUCACAUCGAUAACCUCGUGGCUCAAUCGUUAUUUGGCGAUGGGGCAGCGGCGUUGAUAAUCGGCUCGGACCCCAAGCCAAAUAUUGAAAAGCCCAUAUUUGAGAUCUUCUCUGCGGCCCAAACCUUUGUGCCCAAUGGGGACUAUCACCUUGCAUUGCACCUGCGUGAAUCGGGCCUUUCUUUCCACGGGACCAAAUUUGUGCCGUCCACAAUAGCUAAAAACGCCGAGAGCUGUUUGAUUCGGGCCUUUGAUGGGCUUGGAAUAUCAGAUUGGAACUCACUCUUUUGGGCUCUUCAUCCUGGUGGGAGUGCAAUUGUGGAUCAAGUGGAGAGCAAAUUGGGCCUUGAGCCCGAUAAGCUACGGGCCUCGCGGAACAUUCUGCGUGACUACGGGAACUUGUCCAGUGCUUGUGUGAUGUUCAUUUUGGACGAGGUCCGAAAGAAGUCCAUUCGAGAUGGGCUUAAGACUACUGGUGAUGGGCUUGAGUUCGGAGUCCUUUUAUCAUUUGGGCCCGGUCUCACUAUUGAAACUGUAGUUCUCCGCAGCAUGCCCAUUUGAGAUUUCCAUCUUUUCAUUAUUGUGGUUUAUUUCCUUCGGUGGUGUGCGUAAUAAAUAUUGCAGAUAUUU